AUGAAGAACACCAUCAAAGAGCAAUUUGGUAUUAGUAAUUCAGAAUAUGGGGUGAUCCAAUCUAGUGUGGCGAUUGUGAACACGAUUUUACCAGUGAUUGGAGGGAUCUUUGUCGAUGCAUUUGGUACUAUUCCUGGUUCAUUACUUACUACAUUGUUGAUCACGUCUGGCAAUAUCAUGGUGGCCUUGUCCACAUCAAGCAACAACCUGACUGUGUUGAUUUUGGGUCGUAUCUUUUAUGGUAUUGGUAGUGGUACUGUCGUGAUUGUUCAAGAAACUAUUCUUAGUCAAUGGUUCCGUGGACGUAGUUUAGCAGCUGUGGUUGCUUUAAUGUUGACAGUCAGUCGAUUGGCUUCAUUUUUGGCUCAAGCUACAGUGGUACCUAUUGCUGAUUGGACAGGUUGGUAUGGUUAUAGUUUCUGGUUUUCUGCCAUGCUUUGUGUUUUCUCCUUUGUCAUUAAUUUGGUAUAUAUCAUACUUUUACGUUCAGUCUCGGAUCCAUCGGCAGUGGCAUGUCGUAAACAGGUGGAAGUCAUCAAACGAAAGAAAUCAUUCAGUUGGAAGAAAUUGUUAUUUUUACCACAUUCAUAUUGGUUAAUUGCAGCGAUGGAAUUUUUUCUUGGAGGUGGAUGGGGAUGUUUCUUACAUUUGAAUAGUGAAUUUGUCAAGUUUCGAUUCUCCUAUUCCAAUGCACAAUCAGCUGCAACUGCAAGUGUUGCUCAAGUACUUCCUGUUGUUUUGAUGCCAUUCUUGGGAAUGUGUGUAGACAAAUAUGGCAAACGAACAUGGAUGAUGGUUGGAAGUGGUGUUUCUAUGUUAGUAUCCUUAUUGCUUUUGGGUUAUACUAAUUUGGCACCAUUGGUUGGUAUGUUGAUCUUCAGUCUUAGCUUAUCAUUGGGACCAGUAGGACUUGUAUCAUCUGUACCUGUGAUUCUUCCAUUAUCACUUGUAGGCACUGGUCUUGGAUUGAUCAAAAGUUGGACAAAUAUUGGAUUGGCUCUUUUUGAUAUUGUCACUGGAUGGUUACAAGAUCAGGAUCCUAACAAAGGUUAUGAUGGCGUGGUGCUCUUCUUUCUUAGUAUCUCCGUCAUAUCUAUUCUCUGUGGUAUUAUCUUAACUUUUAUGGAUCACAAGAUUUAUAAUCAUAUUCUGGAUCGGUCUGCAAGAGAAGCUCAUCGGGCAAAUGAAUACAAAUUAUCCAAUGCUGUACCAUUGAAACAAAAUAAUGCCAAUUGGAUCUAUGGUGGAAUCUAUGUGUUGAUGGCUGUGUUAACUUGGUUAUUAUUCUUCCGUUUUGUAUUAUUGAUUUAA
Molecule: messenger RNA, 1311 nt
Organism: Halteromyces radiatus
Lineage: Eukaryota; Fungi; Mucoromycota; Mucoromycetes; Mucorales; Cunninghamellaceae
Product: major facilitator superfamily domain-containing protein
Exons: 5
Coding region: 1-1311 (436 amino acids)
Biological process (GO): transmembrane transport
Molecular function (GO): transmembrane transporter activity
Source: RefSeq, a predicted model, not a curated record